Ilyonectria robusta is the source of this 615-nucleotide messenger RNA. RefSeq lists its product as uncharacterized. Lineage: Eukaryota; Fungi; Ascomycota; Sordariomycetes; Hypocreales; Nectriaceae. The coding region runs from base 1 to 615 and encodes 204 amino acids. The transcript has a single exon. The record is from RefSeq and is a predicted model, not a curated record.
AUGGAAACGACGGCAGAUGUUUUGUGUAUCCGGAAACUACGACUCUUCCGCGCCGCCUUGACCUUGACCCUCGACUACCUCAAUUAUGCCAACACGUCGAUGGAGCUGGAGAUCCUCAGUUGCCGUGCCAAGGAGUGGUGCACGGCAUACUACCAGGGACAUGAAAUCUUCGCGGGCCUACCAAAGGAUCUCUUUGAAUUCAUGCCGUUGUUCUUCUUCUUCAGAAUACCGUCUUGGUACCGGAUGGAUGCGCCGGCACGGGGGCUCCGUGCCUGGAGAGUAGAUCUCUUUGCCGACGAUCCAAGCAUGAGAUCUGUCGUCGUACAAAAAACGGAACUAGGCAGCCGAAUCUUGGACGAGAUCAUCAGAGAGCACGGAAGCAAUCAGCCUGGAAGAAAUCGCCAACACACCAAUUUCUACGGUAGAGAUCGCUACACGCAGCACCGCAUCCCUUUCAACGCCGAGGACUUGCGAAAUACACCACUCAUGUACCACCUCCCCCAAAUCGUAUACUACAUCUCAACCCUCGACGGCUCCGUGCUUGACACCAAGGAUCCGCUGUUGCUCCUCGAUCCGCCGUGCGGAGAUACGAUGGCCAAGUUGGUACGCAAGUAG